GUUUAGUUGCUUUUUGUUGAAUUAUAUUAAUUAAGUCUAUCCAAAAAAAUUUAUUUUUUGAACUAAUCUUAAUUUUGUUCAUUUGUAAUAAAAACUUAGUCGUCGCCAUGUAAAAAUAUUGUGCAUUAUUUUGAAUCAAGGCCGGUGGGACGGCACCAAUUAGUGGUCACAAUUAGCUCUCUUAGGCCCCAUGGUCGGUGAAUAUAUUUUCAAAUUCUAUAUUUUUGUGGUAAUUUGCUAGCUAGUCUAUGCACUAUAAAAACCAGGUCUUGAUGAAGCUUUUGAUGCACCAAGAAAAAGUUUUUAGCAAUUUAAUUUGUGGGGGUUUUUUUUUUUUAGAUUUUUGCUAAAACUUACUAGCUAGCUGUUUUAUUUCUCUUGUGAAAAAACCAAUGGUGAAGAUAGCUUUUGGAAGCAUUGGUGACUCUUUCAGUGUUGGAUCACUGAAGAGUUAUUUGUCUGAGUUUAUUGCCACUCUUCUCUUUGUGUUUGCCGGUGUUGGCUCUGCCAUUGCAUUCAACAAGAUCACAGCUGAUGCAGGAUUGGAGCCAGGGGGUCUUGUAGCAAUUGCUGUGGCUCAUGCAUUUGCAUUGUUCGUCGGAGUCUCCAUUGCAGCCAACAUUUCCGGUGGCCAUUUGAACCCGGCUGUUACCUUUGGAUUGGCCAUCGGCGGAAACAUCACUAUCCUGACCGGCAUCUUCUACUGGAUUGCCCAAUGCCUUGGCUCAGUUGUUGCUUGUGCCCUUCUCAAAUAUGUCACAGCUGGCUUGGCAAUUCCAACACACACAGUUGCAGCAGGAAUGAGUGGACUUGGAGGUGUAGUGAUGGAAAUUGUCAUCACUUUUGCCCUUGUCUACACAGUCUAUGCCACAGCUGCUGACCCCAAAAAGGGCUCCCUUGGAACCAUUGCACCAAUUGCCAUUGGGUUCAUUGUGGGUGCUAACAUCCUUGCCGCUGGCCCAUUCAGUGGAGGAUCCAUGAACCCAGCAAGGUCCUUCGGGCCAGCUGUUGUCGCUGGAGACUUCACAGACCACUGGGUCUACUGGGUUGGCCCACUUAUUGGAGGUGGAUUGGCUGGGUUCAUCUAUGGAGAUGUCUUCAUCUCUUCAUACCAGCCCGUUCCAGAGACUUAUGCUGUCUAAGGGGAUUUGGCUCACUGCUAAAUGUUGUUUUUCUGUGUUUUAUUUUCAUUUGAGCUUUGUAAUUUCUGCUCAACAUUGUAAAACAAGUUUUUCAUUUCUCUGUGUAAAAUAAAAAGUGUUUUCAUAGUUUGAGGAAUGUCGUCUUCUUUUUUCUUGUAAAUCAUUUUGAUCAGAAAUGAAAACUGGGAAGUUCUAUUGCUUCUUUUUUUCUCCACCGAAAAA
This is a messenger RNA of Oldenlandia corymbosa var. corymbosa, 1364 nucleotides long. NCBI's taxonomy places the organism in Eukaryota, Viridiplantae, Streptophyta, Magnoliopsida, Gentianales, Rubiaceae. The record is from the annotation of a GenBank genome assembly.